Molecule: messenger RNA, 708 nt
Organism: Didymodactylos carnosus
Lineage: Eukaryota; Metazoa; Rotifera; Eurotatoria; Philodinida; Philodinidae
Source: the annotation of a GenBank genome assembly
AUGAUGGUUGCAUGUUUAGAUGUCGCGGAGUCGGCUAAAGAUGCUGAUAUUCUACUAAUUAAUCUUCCACAUCAAUUAGUUACAGACACAUGUUCAAAAAUACAGGACGGUAUACCAUGUUAUAUGUUGGUGAGUGCUGAUAUUGCUGAUAAAGCUGCUACUGGUACAUUUUGUGAUGCCACUAUUGGCUCAGACAAUUAUAAAGAUGGACAAAUGAUUCAAGAGCUUUUUCAAACCGAUAAACUUAAAGUCGAUAUUAAAUUACAUAGACAAGGUGUUGAAAUUUCGGCUUCUCUAGAAGAUAUUGUUGCUCUCGCGGCUGGUAUUUAUGAUGGUCUUAGUGAUAAAACAAAAGCAAUUGUUAUACGAAUAGGACUGAACGAAAUGAUUCAAUUUUGCAAAUACUUUUUCAAUGGCCAUCUAGAAGUAAUUGAAUCUUACUGUAUUGGAGUUCUAUAUACGUCUUGUUACGCUGGACGUAACAAAGAAGUUGGUGAAGCAUUGGUUAAAACAGGAAAAUGUAUAAAAACAUUAGAAGAAGAAAUGUUCAACGGACAAGAAUUACAAGGACCCAUAGCGGCAGCCAGAGUAACCGAAUGGCUGAAAGCCACAGGAGAAUCGAACGAUUUACCGACGUUUGAGCGACCGACACUUGACCAUCCGACAGUUGAACGCCCCCGACAUUUGAGCGACCGACAUUUUGAGUAA